AUGCUGGCGCACCCGGAGGUGGAGUGGAUGUGGUGGCUGGACGCCGGCACGCUCGUCACCGACAUGGGGUUCGAGCUCCCGCUGGUGCGCUACGAGGGCGCGCACCUCGUGGUGCGCGGCGACUCGUACCUCCUCUUCCAGCGCCGGUCCUGGGACGCCGCCAGCACCGCCAGCUUCCUGCUCCGCAACUGCCAGUGGUCGCUGGACCUGCUCGACGCCUGGGCCGUCAUGGCGCCCAGGGGCCGCGCCCGCGACGACGCCGGGAGGCUGCUCACCGCGACGCUGGCGGAGCGGCCGCCGGGCGAGGCCGACGACCAGUCCGCGCUCGUCCACCUGCUCAUCACUGAGAAGGAGCGGUGGAUGGACAGGGUGUACCUAGAGAACCAGUACUACCUGCACGGCGUCUGGACGGGACUGGUCGGCAAGUUCGAGGAGGCCAUGGAGAAGCACCACCCGGGGUACGGCGACGACCGCUGGCCGUUCGUCACGCACUUCGCCGGCUGCAAACCUUGCGACGGAAGGCACACCAGGUCCACGUCCGCUUCCGCGUCCGGCGAUGGUGGCGGCGGCAAGAAUCGUAGUGAUGAGUACCCGCUGGACCGGUGCAUCAGCGGCAUGGAGCGCGCCUUCAACUUCGCCGACAACCAGGUGCUCAGGCUCUACGGCUUCUGGCGCGAGUCGCUGGCGAGCGACGAGGUCAGGCGGGUGGCCAACCGGUCGGCGAACCCGCUGGAGGCCAAGGAGGAGGCUCUCGCUUUCUUGAAGAAACCCAAUGAGCCGGAUCCAUGGAUUAGUGAUGUGCGCAAGAAUCGGAAGCCCAAAGGAAAGGAAGAUUCUGUUCUUGCAAGAAUCCUGAGGAGACUGGGAUGGCGAUCCAAGUUUUGA
Molecule: messenger RNA, 885 nt
Organism: Miscanthus lutarioriparius
Lineage: Eukaryota; Viridiplantae; Streptophyta; Magnoliopsida; Poales; Poaceae
Source: the annotation of a GenBank genome assembly